Molecule: messenger RNA, 972 nt
Organism: Effrenium voratum
Lineage: Eukaryota; Dinophyceae; Suessiales; Symbiodiniaceae
Source: the annotation of a GenBank genome assembly
AUGACCGUGCGGAUUUGGGGCUCCGACCACUCCCCAGGGGCUCUGCCGGAUGAUGAGGUGAGGGUGACCUUUGGUGUGCGAAGGCAGCUGUCCUGGAGCGCUGACACGGGAUUCUCCAUCAACGGAGUGGCUACGAAGAUCCUGGGGACGGCCAACCACCAGGACGUCGCUGUGUUGGGCGUGGCUGUGCCGGACCACCUCCAGGCGUACCGCCUGGAGAUGCUGCAGAAGGUGGGCGCCAACGCCUGGCGCACCGCCCACAACCCCCCCAGCGUGGCGUUGCUCGAUGCGGCGGACCGCCUGGGCGUGAUGGUUUGGGAUGAGAAUCACCGCAACGGCCAAGACUCAGAGAUGGAGGUCAUGGUGAGGAGAGACCGGAACCAUCCCAGCAUCAUCAUCUGGUCGGUUUGCAACGAGAAUCUUUGCCACUCCGACCACGUCGUGGACGACGCCCGGCGAUUGCAGGACUUGGCCCACCGCUUGGACCCCCUCAUGGGACGCCUCGUCUCCGCCAACUACAACGAGUUCAACGGCAACAAGACGCCCAUGGACCUUAUGGGCUUCGAUUAUGGCCCCGAGAUGUACGACCGCUGGCACGCUGAAGCGCCUUGGAAGCCAUCGAUUUCCAGCGAGACCUCCUCCGCCUACUCCGACCGAGGCCUGGUGCAGAACGACCCCAAGACCGGCCACGUGCGAGACUAUGAUACCGAGCAUCCCUCCUGGGGGCAGACAGCGCAGGUGGCCUGGCAGGCCAUCCUCAGGCGCCCCUUCGUGGCGGGUGGCUUUACCUGGACUGGCUGGGACUACCGGGGGGAGCCUACGCCAUACGCCUGGCCGGACGUGAGCUCACACUUCGGGAUCCUGGACACGUGGCAUGGGGGGACUUUUCCGUUUGUCUUCCCUUUUAAGACCACCAAAACAGGGGGGGGUCUACAACAAAAGGAACCACACCCAAUUCUCUUGGUGAACUGA